Messenger RNA from Rattus norvegicus (Norway rat), 913 nucleotides. The record is from RefSeq and is a predicted model, not a curated record. NCBI's taxonomy places the organism in Eukaryota, Metazoa, Chordata, Mammalia, Rodentia, Muridae.
GCUGGGUUGAGGUGUGGGGGGCGCGCCUCGGCGAACAUGGCUGGGCUCUAGGGCGAGGAGGAUAAAAUGGCGCUGGCGCAAGGCCCUCCUCUCCCGCACGCUCUCGGCGCCCCACGCCCCCUUCCUGAGACCGGUCGUAGCCCCAGCCCUCGCCUCGGGGCUUUCUGUAGCUUCCUGGCCGCGACCCCCACGGCGCCUCGCGCCCUCUGGCCUACGAGUGCCUCGCACUCUGGGAUGUUUUCAGUACUCCUCCCCCACGCAAGUCACCGGCUGAUCAAAUGCCUAAAUCAAAGGAACUUGUUUCUUCGAGCUCUUCAGGCAGUGAUUCUGACAGCGAAGUUGAAAAAAAGUUAAAGAGGAAAAAGCAAGUUGUUCCAGAGAAACCUGUGAAGAAGCAAAAGCCUGGUGAGAGUUCUAGAGCACUGGCAUCCUCCAAGCAGAGUAGCAGCAGCAGAGAUGAUAACAUGUUCCAGAUUGGAAAGAUGAGAUAUGUCAGUGUUCGGGACUUUAAAGGAAAAAUUCUAAUUGAUAUUAGAGAAUAUUGGAUGGACUCAGAAGGUGAAAUGAAACCAGGGAGAAAAGGUAUUUCUUUAAACAUGGAACAAUGGAGCCAGCUGAAGGAACAGAUCUCUGACAUAGAUGACGCAGUAAGAAAGCUGUAAAGUCUGAGCCAUAUCAAGCCUGUACUGUCGUAGCUGUUUUACUCUGUCUUUUCACAUUGGCUUUUGUUUUCUAAAUGUUGUUUUCCACGCUGUUGUAUAUUUGGAUUGCAGAACAAUUUGUAAGACAAAUACUUUUUUUUAAUGUGCAUUAUUAAAAUGUUCUAAGUGAAGCUAAUUGUCAACUUUAUUAAAGAGGAUUGCUUUGUGCCCCUUACCUAGUGUAAAAUAAAGUCAGAUCAUUACAAUCUUAA